UCUGACUGUUCGGUCAUGUACGGGAAGGUUUUUCUGCAGUGUGUACGAGACUGGGAGCAUUUAGUCCAUGUUCGCCGCAGGAUGGAGUCAUCGUGUCUGGACCUGGCUCUGGAAGGUGAGCGACUCUGUAAGGCGGGUGACUAUCGGGCUGGCGUUUCCUUCUUUGAGUCGGCCAUCCAGGUCGGAACAGAGGACCUUCAGAUCCUCAGUGCCAUCUACAGUCAGCUAGGCAAUGCCUACUUUCACCUACAGGAAUAUAACAAAGCCCUGGAGUACCACCGGCAUGACCUCACACUCACCAGGACAAUUGGAGAUGAACUCGGUGAGGCCAAAGCCAGUGGAAAUCUGGGGAACACAUUAAAGCUUUUAGGACGGUAUGAUGAGGCAGUGGUCUGUUGCCAAAGACAUCUGGAAAUCACCAGAGCCAUGUAUGACAAGGUUGGGCAGGCUCGAGCGCUGUAUAAUUUCGGGAACGUUUACCAUGCCAAGGGUAAGAGCAUCUGCUGGAGUGGAGCCGAGCCAGGAGACUUCCCAGAGGAGGCCAGGAUAGCCCUACGGAAAGCUGCACAGUACUAUGAGGCAAACCUGUGCCUGGUUAAAGAGAUGGGUGACCGAGCAGCCCAGGGUCGAACCUACGGAAACCUGGGAAACACUUACUAUCUGCUGGGUGACUUUCAAACAGCAGUGGGUGCACAUGAAAAGCGACUUCUCAUCGCUAAAGAGUUUGGGGAUAAGUCCGCUGAGAGGAGGGCCCAUUGCAACCUUGGCAAUGCUCACAUAUUCCUCAACCAAUUUGAGGUGGCAGCUGGUCAUUACAAGAGAACUCUGCAGCUGGCCAGGCUUUUGAAGGACAGAGCAGUGGAGGCCCAGGCCUGUUACAGUCUGGGCAACACCUACACACUUCUGCAGGACUAUGAGAGAGCCAUUGAUUACCACCUCAAACAUCUGGUCAUUGCUCAGGACCUUAAUGACCGAGUCGGUGAAGGAAGAGCAUAUUGGAGUCUAGGAAAUGCCCACACUGCCCUGGGGAAUCAUGAGCAAGCCAUGUAUUUUGCUGAGAAGCAUCUGGAAAUUGCCAAAGAGACUGGAGACAAAAGCAGUGAGGUGACAGCCAGGAUGAACUUGUCCGACCUGCGGUUGGUCGUAGGCCUCAAAGCCAGCUCCAACCUCCACUCAAACAUCUACCGUAACACCAACAUGAACAGCUCAGCUCUGCCGGCACUUUACCAGAAUUACCCAGACCUCCCAGGUGUGAAUUCUCAAAUGAGAAGUACAGAGAAUUUGGAGAUGAAUCAAAGUACUGAUAAAAGUCCAGCUGGAGACUCAUCAGGACAUCCGGACUGGGAGGAGGAUGUAUUUGCCAGGUCUUCAAAAACGAACACAAUAAAGGCCUCCACUAAGCUCUUCCUCUUCCAUCGGUUGAAAAGCAAAAAGCGGAAAAACAACAAAUCACUUCUUAAAGGUCACAACGACAGCAGCACCGAGCCCUCCCCAAAUGAAGCUGAUGCACCAGGGUCACCAAAGCCAGGGACGCGGGACACCAUAGGAGAGGAUGGCUUUUUCGACCUCCUCUCUCGUUUCCAAGGCAACCGAAUGGAUGAUCAAAGGUGCUCCCUACUGGAUGGCCAGAGCCAUCUUCCUGACCAUUCCUCUCCCUCCUCCACCCCACCUGUAGCUGAAAGGAAAUCUAUUUCGGAGUCCGAACCACUAUUGCAGGAUCCCGGUCAUUUCCUGGAGCUGCUGGCCAGCUCCCAAGCCCGUCGUCUAGACGACCAGCGAGUCAGCCUAAGCCAUUUUCCUGGCUUGCGACUCAGCACAUCCAACCCGCUUCCUACACCGGCCACCUCAACAGAUCCAGCCCCCACUCAAGCCCCCAACUCCAGUACAAGUCCACCUCACACACCCUCCCUUUACGAUCAUAUCGAGGCCAGUGCUGAGCAGCCUGAGGGGGAUGAGGUCUUCUUUGACAUGCUAGUCAAGUGCCAGGGAUCCAGACUGAAUGACCAGAGGUGUUCUGCUCCAGUUUCGACGACAAAGGGACCGACCAUGCCAGAUGAGGAUUUUUUCAGUCUUAUUAUGCGUUCCCAGUCCAACAGGAUGGAAGAACAACGGGUUCUGCUGCCUCCUACCGCCACUCAGUCUAAACCAGACUGACUCAUUGAGCCAUUCAUUACAUUUCCAAGGAUGUACGAUGAAGUAGCCAAGUUUCCAUUCAUCUUCAGAACUCUUUUUGGGACCCAUACAACCCUUUGGAUUAAGCUGAAAAUACUCCAGUGACUCUGCUGAGAGGAAUACAAGUCAAGUUUUACAAGUCUCAUGUGAAAGACUGGCCUCUGAUGCCAGGAAAUCAUGGGAAAUGCAAGUUUUAAAAACAUGAACUAGUUUUUAGUUUUACAGCUUCUCUGGGGGAGGAUGACGCACUCUUUCGUACCGUGGUCCUCUCCAUUGACUUUUCAAGAAGAGACCUCCACUAAUUAGCAACAACUGCCUACUCUAGAUACUAACCUCAGGUGUGUCUAUUGCACAAACUGUAAGGAUACUCUAUUCCAGUGUCUUGAGCCAAACCAAAGGUAACGGGAGCAAGAACAAACUGAACUUUGCAGAUUCCUGUGAUGAAGGUCUUACAUUGAGACGUUCUACAGGAAGGUGAAGUGGAACGUUGCAUGUUCUGCUAGAGGCAAGUUGCAAAUUCCACAAAGUCUUUACAAGAGGUACAUGUUGGUUGGAAUUCAUCUCAGAGGUCUUUACUCCUUCCAUUCAGGGUCAAAUGAUAAAUCCCGUCUCUGGAAAUUGUCCCUUUGACUAACACUGAACUUUUGUGGCGGUUGGAAUCAUUAUCUGCCUCUAAAAACAUUUUAAAAUGGUUAGAAGCGAUGUUUUAAUAGUGUUUGUAAUUUUGCCUUGAACUUCUGAAAUGAAUGGGAUUUUUCUUCUUUUUAACCACAUUUUAACUAGUGUAAAAAACAAAAAAAAGAUGUUAAUUUAGCUUUUAUAUUGUUUUACUUCUCCUGAUUUUGGAGAAAUAAAGCCUCCUUUUGUUUA
This is a messenger RNA of Sphaeramia orbicularis (orbiculate cardinalfish), 3042 nucleotides long. Its product is annotated as G-protein-signaling modulator 2-like. Gene Ontology annotation, molecular function: G-protein alpha-subunit binding; GDP-dissociation inhibitor activity. Gene Ontology annotation, cellular component: cell cortex. The record is from RefSeq and is a predicted model, not a curated record. Gene Ontology annotation, biological process: establishment of mitotic spindle orientation. The transcript has 15 exons. Bases 16 to 2154 code for a protein of 712 amino acids. NCBI's taxonomy places the organism in Eukaryota, Metazoa, Chordata, Actinopteri, Kurtiformes, Apogonidae.